Molecule: messenger RNA, 750 nt
Organism: Danaus chrysippus (African queen)
Lineage: Eukaryota; Metazoa; Arthropoda; Insecta; Lepidoptera; Nymphalidae
Source: the annotation of a GenBank genome assembly
AUGGCGGCCACGGUUUCAGAUUCAGAAAUCACAAAAAGUGAUAAAUAUUCAAUUUUACUUCCAACUUACAACGAAAGAGAGAAUUUACCGAUCAUAAUAUGGCUUAUUAUUAAAUAUCUAGACAAUAGUGGACACGAUUACGAGGUGAUUGUGAUUGAUGAUGGAAGUCCCGAUGGCACUUUGGAAGUGGCUAAGCAGCUACAGAAAAUAUACGGAUCGGAUAAAAUAGUUUUAAGACCUCGGGAAAAGAAAUUAGGCUUAGGCACCGCAUACAUACAUGGCAUAAAACAUGCUACGGGUAAUUUUAUCAUUAUUAUGGAUGCGGAUUUAAGUCACCACCCAAAAUUCAUACCAAAUUUCAUUGAGUUACAAAAGAAACAUGAUCUGGACGUGGUAUCUGGGACUCGUUACAAGGAUGGAGGUGGCGUGUAUGGGUGGGACUUCAAAAGGAAAUUAAUAUCCAGGGGUGCCAACUUUAUAACACAGUUGCUUCUUAGGCCCGGUGCAUCAGACUUGACGGGAUCCUUUAGAUUAUAUAAGAAAGAUAUUCUUCAAAAAUUAAUAGACAGCUGUGUGUCUAAGGGUUAUGUCUUCCAAAUGGAAAUGAUUAUAAGAGCAAGACAACUAGAAUAUACUAUAGGCGAGGUGCCAAUUACUUUUGUUGAUCGUGUGUAUGGAGUGUCCAAGCUUGGAGGAUCGGAGAUUAUUCAGUUUGCGAAGGCCUUACUCUAUUUGUUUGCCACCACAUAG